Messenger RNA from Ostreococcus tauri, 1917 nucleotides. RefSeq names its product unnamed product. The transcript has a single exon. The record is from RefSeq and is a predicted model, not a curated record. Bases 1 to 1917 code for a protein of 638 amino acids. NCBI's taxonomy places the organism in Eukaryota, Viridiplantae, Chlorophyta, Mamiellophyceae, Mamiellales, Bathycoccaceae.
AUGCGUCACGCGCGCACGAAACGCACCCGCGGGCGGUCUCGUGCGUUCGCGUGCGUCCUGUGCGUCGCGAUCGGCGCGGAAUUCAUCACCAACGCGCGCGCUGUGAGUCUCUUCUCCACCGGGCGAUCGUCCGCGAGCGACGACCGCGGGGCAUCGAAGGAUCUCUCGGCGCUCCGAGACGCGCUGCGGGAGGCGUCGGAGGCGUCGCGGGCGCUCACGCGCGCGAUGGACGCGGCAUCGACGAUCGUGGGUCGGUUAGAGCGCGCGGGCGGGACGGCGACGGAGACGAAUACGUGCGCGAGCGCGGACGGAGGGUGCGCCGCGAGCGAGCGAACGACGUCGGAUGCAUCGAACUCGGUGAGCGCGCGCGCGUCGUACGGCGGCGAUGGACUGGAUUUAGAGGACCUCGUGCGCAGGGAGACGGAGGCGCGCGUGCGUUCGGCGCUCGCCGGAGCGGCGAUAUCGAGCUCAAACGCCAAACUCGGCGAGUCUUUGCGUCGACGGUGGGGGACCAAGGUGACGACGCGCGUGAGUGUAGCUCGCGCGCUGCCGUUCAGAAGAGGCAAGGGCAAUGACCGAGCGACGGAGUAUUACGCCGUCGGCGACGAGCUCGGCGACGUGACGGUGAGAAGCGCCGAGACGGGAGCGACGGCGUGCGAGACGAAGACGGCGAGCGCGUCGGAAGUGCGCUCGUUAGUGUCGUACAUGUCAAGAUUAAACACCACGGUGCUCAUCGCGGGACACGACGACGGGACGGUCUCGUUUGUGGAUGUCGUGCGCACGUCGUCAGAGAGUGGAAUCGAUUCGGACGAACACAAGUUGCGAUGCGCACUCGUGACGUCCAUCACGAUCGGGCGGGCGACCACUAGAUAUAAGGAGAAGUUUAGAGCGAUGAACGGGUUGAGGAAGGAAGAAGCCGUUUCGGGAUCGGUAGAAAAAAUCGAGGAGAAUGUCGCCGUGGAGACGUUGGGAAUGUAUCGCAUUCUGGGCAAACGAUACGUCGCCGCGGCCGACGCGAACGGGCGCGUUGCGGUCUUCGCCCCCUUGAAUAAAGACUACGCGCACGUUCACGGCGUGUUCAACACCGGAUCGAGAGUGUUCGCGUUCAUGCCUUACAACAAAGGCGUCGUGGCGCUCACGCAAAGAGGCGUCACGAUCGCCAACAUCAACACCUUUACAUCCAAGCUCCUCGCUUGCGAUGGGUUGAACCACGUGCAAAUCGCACUGGGGUCGUUCGAUUUGAGAUCGAGUAAGAGAUUGACCGGCGUGACGACGGACGGGCGCGUUCUGUCAGCGUUCAUCUCUUUGGAUGGCGCUCGAACCGGAUGCGCGUUUCGCGUUGGUGGCGAGCAGUCGGAAACGCUAUUGACGGCGACGUCGAUCGCCCUGGUGAGAGGUUACGCCAUCGUCGCCACGAAAAAUGGUUUAGAAAUUCUGAACACGACGAAUACGAGAGUCGCCACGCGAGUCUUUCGUACGGGGAGCGAUGUGCUCCUCGCCGCAGAGGGCGUCGAGGCGCGGUCGACCGAAGCGAGCGCGCCCGUGGUGGCGUCCGACGGCGAUCAUCAGAUCGUCGUGGCGCAUCCUGACGACGGCGUCAUCGUCAUGUAUGAUAAUAGCAUGUACGUCGCGCCACCUCCCACGUUGUUCGGCGAAAAUCCGUGGUUUCAGCCCCUUGCGAUGAUGAUUACAAUCGGCAUCGCGAUUUGGAGCUACAACAGUAAACGAAGUGAAACACACUCGAGGGACGACAUUCGACGGGUGACCGAGGAUGGACUUCGUAAACUCGGGUACGGCGAAGACAUGUCGCGCGCGCGGGCGCGCGUGACGGGGCAAUCGCUUCCCGGAUUCGAGGAAUGGACGCCGGCGAGGCUUCGUCGAGAAAUCGAAGCCGCGAAACUCAACGGCGACAUUUAA